Sorghum bicolor (sorghum) is the source of this 660-nucleotide messenger RNA. Its product is annotated as chemocyanin. Bases 1 to 660 code for a protein of 219 amino acids. The record is from RefSeq and is a predicted model, not a curated record. Gene Ontology annotation, cellular component: plasma membrane. Gene Ontology annotation, molecular function: electron transfer activity. NCBI's taxonomy places the organism in Eukaryota, Viridiplantae, Streptophyta, Magnoliopsida, Poales, Poaceae. The transcript has 2 exons.
AUGGCGUCCUCCAAGCAAGUGCUGCUCCUGGCCGCGGUCGUCGCCGUCGCGUGCCUCCUCCCGUCGCUGGCCUCUGCCAGGCAGUGGGUGGUCGGGGACGAAUGCGGCUGGAAGGCCAGGUUCAACCAUACCCACUGGGCCAACGGCAAGACGUUCGUCGUCGGGGACACCCUGCUGUUCAAGUACCGCAAGGGGAAACACAAUGUGGUCCAGGUCGGCGAGGAAGACUUCGCUACGUGCGGCCAUGACGAGAACCAUCGGACCAGGUGCUCCGGCCACGACGUCGUGCAGCUCGACAGGCCCGGGAGGAUGUUUUUCAUCUGCACCAAGCACAACCACUGCCGCAAGGGCAUGAAGCUCGCCAUCGACGUCGUCGUCGCCCCACCCCCACCACCGCUCUCGUACCCGUUCCCGACAACUUCCCCGCCGCCCCCACCUCCGUUCGGUUGGACGUUCCCGGGAACUCCCCCGCCGCCACCUCGGUACGGUUGGCCGUCGACCCCGGCCCCGCCCCCACCUCCGUUCCGUCGUUGGCCAUGGACCCCGGCGCCGCCGCCGCCGCCGCCGGCGCGGUCUGCGGCUGCGGCUGUGAGGAACCCGGUCAGCGGCGCAGUGGCCGCCGCGGCGGCCGUUGUGGUCGCGGCCGCGCUCGCGUUCUAG